Messenger RNA from Pocillopora meandrina, 2577 nucleotides. NCBI's taxonomy places the organism in Eukaryota, Metazoa, Cnidaria, Anthozoa, Scleractinia, Pocilloporidae. The record is from the annotation of a GenBank genome assembly.
AUGAAAUUUGCGUGGCAAGUUGCCGAUGGAAUGUCGUAUUUGUCAUCGAUAUCAGUAAGUACACACUAUGGGCCGGUUAUUUUAACAAAGCUUAGCUGUUCUUUCACAAAACCACGUUCUAAAACUAUCUAACCUGAAAAUUCUACCUGAACAUUCAUAAUUGUCAAAAAAAUCAACCCUUUUACGGAGAAAGCCCAGUGACUGCGUAAAACCGCGGUUUAGGUUAGACUUCGUGUAAAUAACCGGCCCCAUACAUUUAGUUUGAGACUUACAGAUUGCCCAUCUUACUUAAAACGGACCCUCGUGGCAAUUCUUUUUUCAAUUCUCUCGCAUCCUCCCAAGUCGUUCCAACAUCAAUAAUUUGUUGAGCUUUGCUAUAGAUUAUCCAUCGAGACCUUGCAGCUCGUAAUGUGUUGAUUGGAGAAGGGGAAAUGUGUAAAGUGACAGACUUUGGCAUGGCCAGAGAUGUCCAAGAGGACAACAUUUAUCAACGGAAGUCAAAGGUACCAAACGAUUUUAAGCUGAUAAUUAUGUUGAAAUUAAUGUAAAUUUGUAUGAGUGUCUGCGGUUUUAACUUUACAUAGGUCAUGGGCUCUCUCGGCUUCUUUUCUAACACAUUAAAUCACUGCUAGGACUGCUUCAGUUAGCUAGAGAUCUGUCUACAGUCUUGCAUUGGUUAAGUUGCAUUUAUCCUUGAUCAUGAUCUUUUUAAUAUCCUUAAUCAUGAUCUUUCUAAUUUAGGGGCGUCUCCCUGUCAAAUGGACUGCCAUUGAGGCAUUGCUGUACGGAAAAUAUUCCACAAAGAGCGAUGUGUGAGUACAAGGACUUCAUAAGGUCUAUAAGCAAAAUGGGAAAAGUUAUUGGAUGUCUUCUGUAUGUUAGGUAUUGCAUUUUUUUAAUUGAUGUGGAGAUGUGGAGGAAUCUUAUUAUGAAGGAGUGGUAAUACUCGUUCUGGCUUAGAUUUGUGAGUAAUGUCCCAGGUUCUGCUCUUGUAACGGGUCUAGUGAGCUUCCCACGAAGAAGUUUCAUUUACUUUUUUUUUUAACAGUACGGAAGAGAACGUUUAUUUUCCUUCCUCGUUUGUUCUACAGGUGGAGCUACGGAGUUCUCCUCUAUGAGAUUUUCACGAUUGGUAAGUUGUGAGAUUAAUGACCAGACCAUUAAUUUUAGCGUCAACGUGUCAACAAAAGUGGCACUUGUAUCGACAUGUGGUCAUAAAGUAAGCAGGGUGUACCGUUCUCUGAGGAAUUCGGUUUUGCCUUUGUGAUUUGUAACUGCCAAGCCACCUUAGAUUGCCUCAGUCGCUGAACUUAUUCGAAAAAGACAAAGGAACAAUGGUGUAGGAAUUAUAUUGUAAAAAUAUAUUUACAAGUGUUGGGCCCUUCUUGAAAGAGUGCAUUGAGAGUACCUGCUUUAUUUUAGGUGGUUCACCUUAUCCAAGGAUGGAUGGAAGAAAAAUUGCAAAGUUGCUAGAGGAGGGAUACAGAAUGCCUAAACCACAACAUGUGGAUGAGAAGUUGUAUGAAGAUUGUGUUGUUGUCUUUUUUUCGUUGCCUUUUCUCUUACAGCAGUAAUAUUUAUUUUAAAUGUUCUUUUUGCUAAAGAGGCAUGCACAGCCAAAAUUAAACCCGUUUUAUUUUCCGAGCCAGCCUUCUUAAGGAAAAUAUUGGAAUGAGUCAAUGAUCACGAGUUUGUCUCUUGUGGUGAUUGAAGAAAGAAGCAAACUGUCCUACCGUAUAUGCAACAUUUUAUGUCUAACAAUAUCCUAACUGAGGCCAGUGAGAACAUACUGAGAUAUCCUUGACGUCUUUGUGUUUAAGGUAUAAAAUAAUGGCAAACUGUUGGAAAGACGAGCCUCACUUGAGACCAUCUUUUGAGAAGUUGAGAAACGAACUCAAAGAAAUGGAAAACCAGCACAAGGUAGGUUUGUGGAGUUAACUGUGAUCGUUCAAAGUUUUAUCUGACUUUCAUAAACUUACAAUCGUGGAAUAUCGUUAGUUUAAAGUCGGCAGAUUUUGUGUAUUUUAAUUUAUAACGAAAAUUACUGGAGUUUCGAAGCUACUUUAUCUAAAUUAUGAGGUAAAAAUAAUGGAUCAGAACUCCAGCGAGUAUUCUUGUACAAGUUUUAAAGCUUGUUCUGAAAACAUGGAAAGGGGAUUGAUUUUGUGUUUCAAGAUAUUCUCUGAAUCCAUCAGUGAAAACCCAAAGAAAAUGCUAGGUUGUAUUUAGUUAAUACCAAUAAGCUCCUUUGAACGGUCAGUUGGGUCUGUAAACAAGCACACUGAUAUUCUUUGCCUUUUUCUAUUCCUUUUUUUGAUGUACCACUGUCAAAUGCAUGUAAUAAUGGCGUCACUAUGAAGUGUUCGAAAGUUGCAUGUCUAUUUUAUUUCGGUUAUUUCCAAGUAUAAUAUCAUCACCAACAUGCUCUUCACAAACGAUAAAAAAUCAUUUUAAAUGGGGCCUUUAUAGCGAGCGAUUAAGAUUUUCUAAUUUUUACCCCUUUUUUCGCAGGGGCUGAUAAACUUAAACAAUUACGACGGUCGACUCUACGUUAAUGUUGACGAUCUUGCUGUGUAA